AUGGAGAGCUCUGACGGCGCUAGGGUUUUGGGAGACACGGAUGCCACGAUGAUGGAUAUUCCGGGGAAGGGGCAACCGCCGGAUGGGGCGGUCUCUUGGGCAUCGAUGGUGAUGGGCACGAGCGCAGGAGGACGACCACACCCCGAGGAUUUACUGACGGAUGCGUUUGUUGUGGAGAGGCUAAGCGUUGAAUUCCCGAAUGGAGUGGAAGGGGAACCGGUAAUCAAGAUUGGUCAGGAGGUCUUAGAGGCGAUGAACGGACUCUGGAAGCAGUGUAUGAUCGUCAAAGUUCUGAGGAGGACGGUCCCGAUUUUCGUGCUAACGAAGAAACUGCGGGAGUUGUGGAAACCAAAGGGAGUUAUGACGGUUUUAGAUCUCCCUCGAGGUUUUUUCAUGGUGAGGUUUGGAGAGGAGGAUGAAUACAUGGCCGCGUUGACGGGGGGUCCAUGGAAAGCUUUUGGCAGCUACUUAUUGGUGCAGGCGUGGUCGCCGGGAUUUGACCCCUUGAGAGAUGAGAUUCUGACGACACCGGUUUGGGUCCGGCUAUCGUACUUACCAGUCAACUUCUAUCACAGGUCUAUCUUGAUGGGGAUCGCUAAGGGUCUCGGGAAACCGUUGCGAGUCGAUCAGACGACUUUGAACGUGGAAAGAGCUAGGUUUGCGAGGGUUUGUGUGGAAGUGAACUUGGGACAACCGCUGAAAGGGUCUGUGAUGAUGAUAUCACCAUAUUUUACAUGA
Messenger RNA from Microthlaspi erraticum, 738 nucleotides. The record is from the annotation of a GenBank genome assembly. NCBI's taxonomy places the organism in Eukaryota, Viridiplantae, Streptophyta, Magnoliopsida, Brassicales, Brassicaceae.